Messenger RNA from Cyprinus carpio (common carp), 1038 nucleotides. RefSeq names its product mitochondrial import inner membrane translocase subunit Tim10 B-like. Gene Ontology annotation, cellular component: mitochondrial intermembrane space chaperone complex. NCBI's taxonomy places the organism in Eukaryota, Metazoa, Chordata, Actinopteri, Cypriniformes, Cyprinidae. The record is from RefSeq and is a predicted model, not a curated record.
CUCCUGUGGUCACGUGAUUGUAAACAUGGCCGCGCGCUGUUGAAAGUCAUGCGAUAGCUCUUGGAUAUCGUUUCUUAUUUACAUCUCUUUGAAUUAAAAUUUAUUUGCAGUAAUAUAGACGUUUAUCUUGAUAUAUACUGCCAACGAUAUUGUUAUGGACCACGCCGGACAACUACGAAAUCUGCGGGACUUCCUGCUCGUUUACAAUCGCAUGACGGACAUCUGCUUCCAGCGAUGCACAAGCAAUUUCAACUACAGAAAUCUGACAAUGGAUGAGGAGCGAUGUGUGGACAGUUGUGCUGGCAUGUUAAUAAGGACCAAUCACCGUUUAAUGGGCACGUAUAUGCAGCUGAUGCCUGCAAUGGUGCAGAAAAGGAUGCAGGAGAUGGAGAGCAAGGCUGCAGAAGUGGCUAAAGCUGAAGCUGCAGCACAAGGAAGUUCAUCAGCAUUAGAAAAUCUAUCCACUGCCCUUCCAACCACAACAACAAUGCUUGAGAGCCCACAGAUACCUCCUAAUAAUCCAUCAGAUAUCAAGACCUCAUUAGCGACCGAUGUCUCAGCUUUUGGACAAACACAGUCAUUGUUAGAUGUGCCCACAGUACCAAACAACACGCAGACCUUUACAAAUGAGUCUUUUGAAGGACUAGUAGCGCCAUCGCCAGUGAUCUCAACAUCUUCCAGUGUACCUAAAGUAGAUGGAGGUCCCGUCUUGAGUGCAGUAGAAAAACUCAAUCUGAAGCCCAGCAGUGUAACAACCACAUCAGUUCCUGAAGCACGGUCUGAAAGGGGAGCAGGACAGAGCCCCCCAAAUCAAUCUUGAUGGCGAUGUGCAGAAAAGAGACAUGGCAGAGAAGAUAUGUCUAGGAGAUUUUAUUUAUGCUGCAUAUUCAGUCUUAACAGCCAAGAGUUACGGAAGCCUUUUAAGACUGUUGAUCAUGGAAUGGGUCUCAUAAAUAUUUAAAUACCUCUAUUAAAACAUUAAAUAACUAUGUACUGCCGGCUAUGUGUCUUUAAUAAAAUUGCAUCAUGGAAAGAUAA